AUGGUGCAGCUAACACCAGAAGAAGAGUUAGAAAAACAAUAUCGAGACUAUAAAGCACAAUUUGAGCAAUGGAAAGAAAAGAAUAAGAAUUCGGUGGGUACAGAAGCUUACGAUGCAUAUGUCAAGCAAUUUGAGGCUUGGGAACGAGAUGUUGAUCAGCGACGUGAAAUGAUACGUGCUAAAGCGGAAAUCGAUGCCCAAGAAGCACAAGCUGCUGCACAAGCUAAAGCGAAGGCAGCAGCAGAAGCAAAACUGAAGAAAGAGCAAGAAGCCGAGGAGGAACGAAAGAAGCAGCAACUAGAAGCUGAAACUGCUGCACAAGCAGUGGCUUAUGCACAACAUCAACAAUCAUAUCUUGCACAUCAUCAGUCAGCAAUGCAGCUCGAACAGCAAAUGCAUCAGGCUGCUGUAGCAAGUUCCCAAGAAGCUGUAUCGAUACAUACAACAGAAUCCAAAAGUGUUGAUGAAGCCUUAGAUCCGACACACGUCGCCGAGAUGAUGAAACAGAUGGCACAAGUCGCGCAAAUAGUUAUGGGAGACCAACGAGAUAAUGCAUAUCAGCAAGCAGCUCAACAGGCAACUGUAUUAGCACAACAAGUAGUACCACCUCCACAGUUAUGGGGUAGUGAUCGAAUAGUCUAUGAUACGAAUGAUCCCAUGUACAAAAGAUGGGGACUACGAGCAGCUCCACCUUACCACAAGCCAACUUACAAACCACCGCCCUCGGAUUAUCAAGUAACACCAUGUUGGUUGUAUGUAGAGCAGAUGAAAGAAGAGAAGCUCAUGCUUGCGCCUCAAGUCAAUAUGCCGCCUCCACCAUUUGUACCUAAUUUCGUCUUGUCAUAG
Molecule: messenger RNA, 846 nt
Organism: Cercopithifilaria johnstoni
Lineage: Eukaryota; Metazoa; Nematoda; Chromadorea; Rhabditida; Onchocercidae
Source: the annotation of a GenBank genome assembly